AUGUCGCGCCCCGGCCGGUGGUCAGCCGUCUCCGCCUCGCGCAAUAUCGACGUCAACUACGUCGAGGUGUGCAAGCGCGAGAAAGACCCGUACCGAUUCAUCUGCUGGUGUCGGCCACCUUUCCCCGAGGGGGACUCGGACGACGAGGCCGAGUAUGACUGGGAUGAUGGGGACGAGGAGUCGGAGUUUGAGCGGGGAUAUGACUCGGAUUUGGAGGAGACCGAGAGCGAGGAUGGAAGCAGCUGGAGGAAUGAUCGCAGGGCGAGUGUUUGUACUACAGCAUCGCGGCAGCAGACCAAGUAUGACGGCGGCGACAAGCAAAUGAAGAGGAAGCGGCGCUGCGAUGGAGGAAUGUCGUGUUUGUGCGGGGAACCGGCUGACGAUUAUCCCAACCACAAAUGGAUCACGUCGUGGGCGGGCAGACAGAAGUUCAUGCGGCAGAUCGACAUGAUAUACCUGCGUGAUCCCGAGGUUUUUGACAUGUAUGUGACAAAUGACUAUGCGGGGUAUGGAUUCGCCGAGGUACUUGAGAAUUUGUUGCUGGACUUUGUCGAGGAAGACAACAACUGGCGGGAGCAAUGGGUCGUUUGCGAGGUGAUAGCACUGUUGCUGUUUACCGAUUUGUCGAGUGAUUUGAUAGGGAUAGAUGAUGGAAGACGGGUGGAAGACUUGAUCUUGCUGGCCGUCCGAACAUUCCUUGCAAUGUUGGCACGGUUAGAGCGGCAACAGCUACUCUCCAGCACCUCUGAGCUCAGGAACUUGGGUCUCAUAAUGUCCCUCUGGGAGAGGAUCAUGGGUCAUCUGCUGGUAGACUUCGAUCUGGCCGACAUUCCCCGCUCGUUCAGGGUUGAGACGGUCGAGAUCAAAGGCCGCGACGGCCAGACACACGACUUCGAGCUCGACAUCGCCGAGUUCGGCGAGUAUAUUAUUGGGUACGCUGAGCGGCACGGGAUCAAACUGACUGACGUACCAGAGAGCAAAGGCGUGGCCGACAAAUUGCCCCCUCCAUCCGAUGAUGACCCCUGGAAUACAGCUGCCGCAUACCGCAAAUACAUGCAGCACUAUGGGACAGGGAAAGACAUGAGAAUCGGUGGUGACAAGCUCGACCUGACCACGUGGUCAUCUGAGAGGAGGAAGAAAGCAAGCUUCAGUGGACGCGAUCCUCUCAGCAAACGGGAAAUGGACAUGUUGAAGAAGGGGAUGGUGUUGGGGUUUAAGACAUGA
This is a messenger RNA of Thermochaetoides thermophila DSM 1495, 1224 nucleotides long. RefSeq lists its product as uncharacterized. The transcript is spliced from 2 exons. The record is from RefSeq and is a predicted model, not a curated record. Bases 1 to 1224 code for a protein of 407 amino acids. NCBI's taxonomy places the organism in Eukaryota, Fungi, Ascomycota, Sordariomycetes, Sordariales, Chaetomiaceae.